This is a messenger RNA of Cutaneotrichosporon cavernicola, 378 nucleotides long. RefSeq lists its product as uncharacterized. Bases 1 to 378 code for a protein of 125 amino acids. The record is from RefSeq and is a predicted model, not a curated record. NCBI's taxonomy places the organism in Eukaryota, Fungi, Basidiomycota, Tremellomycetes, Trichosporonales, Trichosporonaceae. The transcript has 2 exons.
AUGCUCGCCUCACUUGUCCUCUUCGCCAUCGGUGUCCUCGCCCAGAGCUCCCAGGACCCCGUCUCGUCCGCGACCUCUGUCGCCUCGGUUCUCGCCAGCGAGUCAGCUCUCCCCACCGAGACUGGCUCGGCCUCUGGCGCUGAGACCCCCGCGUCCGAGUCCGCCGCUACCCCCACGGCGUCCGAGUCACAGAACGCCGUCGAGUCCGCCACAUCGGCCAUCGCGUCCGCCAUCAGCUCCAUUACCGGCAGCCACAGUGGCAGCGAGGCUAGCGCCGCGGAAUCUUCUCCUGCUGCGACGCCUACGGCCGCGGCCGGCUCGGUCGGCAUCAACGCCGCGCUGGCUGUCGGAGCCCUCGGCAUCGCUGCCCUCGUCUAG